Molecule: messenger RNA, 1184 nt
Organism: Myxocyprinus asiaticus (Chinese sucker)
Lineage: Eukaryota; Metazoa; Chordata; Actinopteri; Cypriniformes; Catostomidae
Product: growth arrest and DNA damage-inducible protein GADD45 beta-like
Exons: 4
Coding region: 156-632 (158 amino acids)
Biological process (GO): regulation of cell cycle
Cellular component (GO): nucleus; cytoplasm
Source: RefSeq, a predicted model, not a curated record
GAGUCUCGUAACGAGUAGUAUCUGUCCGCAGUCCUUGAGAGAAACCACUCGAUUUCACGGUGGAUUACUACUAUCAUCUAAGAUCCUAACUUCUGGAAUUGUAUUAUUUGGGAGAAUUUCGGUUUCUGGACACUAUUGCAAUUAACAAGGACAACAUGACCCUGGAGGAACUUGUUGGAUGCAACAGCACUGACAGAGAAAUGGAAACUGUGAGUGAAGCUCUUGAGGAGCUGCUUGUGGCUGCACAACGGCAAAACUGUCUAACAGUGGGAGUCUACGAGUCUGCACAGCUGAUGAAUGUGGACCCAGACAGCGUAGUCUUGUGCGUCCUCGCGACCGAUGAAGAGGACGAGAACGAUGUUGCGCUGCAGAUCCACUUCACGCUCAUUCAAGCCUUCUGCUGUGACAUCGACAUCAACAUUGUGCGCGUCUCCGGCAUGAGGCGUCUGGCGCAGGUUCUCGGUGAGCCGCUCACCACCGACAACAACGCCAACGAACCAAGAGACCUCCACUGCAUACUUGUAACUAACCCACAAGCAGAGCAUCGCAAGCUGAACGAGGUGGGCAGUUACUGCAAGGAAAGCCGUUGCAGAAACCAGUGGGUGCCCUCCAUUGCCCUGCAAGAACGCUGAGGAUUUUGUGCGCUAAAAUGUGUGCUACAAAGUUUGAGGAAAAUUGAUGUUCAACAGCCAUGAGGGCAUACACAUCAAUUCAAGAGGACUGAGUCCUUUCCGAAGCUUCCAUCUCCGUGUUUAUGGAAUUAUAAGCGUCGGAGGAUACUGGUGACAUUCGUCCGCGUUCCUUGUGCUGCAUGAUCGGCGUUAUUGGGCUUUGGAGGAACCGAAGGAACACCAGGGUGGUUGGUGGACUGUGUCACACAUCAAAAGGGACGUACUAGCAAGGAUGCUAGCCUUGGGGAUAUUUCCAGACUAAAACUGCGUAUGGGCGCACUUUGCCUCCCACGUGGGGGAGUGAAUGAACAAAACAUGACUCAGACCUGACAGUGUUGUCACAGGUCUGUGGAGGAGGAAGAACCUGAGACUGCUGUUUAAUGACUGAACUUGUGUUACCUGCACAAUUUUAUUUAUGCAUAACUCUAUCAUUAUCAUCAGAUAAUUUAUUUGGUUAUUUAUGAAUUUACAAAUGUUCACCUUUUCUUAUUAAAUAAAUGAUAUGUUUAAAGU